This is a messenger RNA of Salvelinus fontinalis (brook trout), 9060 nucleotides long. It is a transcript of the gene gramd1ba, whose product is annotated as GRAM domain containing 1Ba. The record is from RefSeq and is a predicted model, not a curated record. Gene Ontology annotation, cellular component: endoplasmic reticulum-plasma membrane contact site; plasma membrane; endoplasmic reticulum membrane. Gene Ontology annotation, molecular function: sterol binding; sterol transfer activity. NCBI's taxonomy places the organism in Eukaryota, Metazoa, Chordata, Actinopteri, Salmoniformes, Salmonidae. The transcript has 21 exons. Gene Ontology annotation, biological process: intracellular sterol transport. Bases 1291 to 4122 code for a protein of 943 amino acids.
UCCACCCGACCAAAAACAAUUGUAAAAGGGUCUGGUCUAAGUGGUGCGUGUGUUAUUUUGGUGGUGGUGCUCUCUGGCUUGGGAAGGCACACCGGAAAACAGGAUAACAGCAAGAUUCACUGGUUAGAGCAAGCGAGAGAGAGAAAAAAAAAUAUAUAUAUAUAUAUAUGAGUGCAAGAGCAUGCAAGGAGUGAGUGAAGAGAGGCAAAUAGAGAAGAGAGAGCGCAAGAAAGGAGUAAGUGAAGAGGAGUAAGUGAAGAGGCAAACGGAGAAGAGGGAGAUGGACAAGAGCAAGUGGAGUGAGCUGCAAGAGACCGGGAGAGAGAACGCCAAAUAAUAGGGAUAAAACUGAGUCGGUGAACGCCAAAUAAUAGGGAUGAAACUGAGUUGGUGAAGAGACAGAAGCGAAAGAGAGGCCGAUAGAGAGCGAGACGGCAUGCAAAAGAAGAAAAAUAAAUGGAAAUGUGAGUGAAUGAGACCUGGGGAGGAUGCAUCUUAAGAAUGAGAGUACUCGCCUGCCUUUUUUCAGUGCUUCUCUAAACUGCAUUCAGAGAGUCUGGACGGUAGAGGGAAUACAGGAGAGGAUACACAUGAUACUCCUUUUCUAGUUUUACUCCAAGGAAAUUGAUUAUUAGGCUGUUCAUUUAAACAGUGUUUUACAACAAGCCAAGGAAUUUGGAGAAAGCGGUAUGGUGCGCAAGAGAGGCCAUGGCUGUGAUACCAGGGACUAGAGCAAGGGGGCGCUGAAUAGCACUCAUCUUAAUGGACUACUGACAGCGGCUGGAUCAGAAAUUCUCGAGACCUCGGCCCAUAGAGCAAGUCAUCAGGACGAGUAAUGACACAAGAAGAUGCCAUAGUGCUUUUGCAUCCAAACCGUCUACUUGGAAGAACUGGUGUAACAUUAUACCUCCACUUGUCAGCUCAAACUGACAUACCUCAUGGAACACAGUACUUAGAUGGAGCCACAUGCCAGAUGUCUCUGAUCACGAGUGCAGGCAGAGAUUCUGCUCUUUCUAGUCUCAUUGGAGAGGACAGACAGCAGGACUGGAUAGGUGAUGCCAUUGCUCAUGAGGACCACUGAGGAACUGCCCUGAUCUCUGUCACACAAUAACAAGGUAGAGUUACAACCUCGACCAAGUCCUGAUUCUGUAUACUCCCUAUCACUCUGGACAAAACAGUUCAAAGGUCUCUCCACCUACACUGCUGCACUCCACGCAGCAUCCUGCAAGACAUCCGUUCCCUCUCCCUCUAUCAGCCUCCCUGGAUAGAGGGUGCCCCUCGGCUGCUUUUAUGAGCCAGUUGUUGGUGGGACAGAAGAUCAUGUCUGAGAACCUUCGGCUCCCCUCCUUCCAGGUGCAAGCCCCCGGCGACUGGGAGACCCAGGAUGGCGACCCAGGAUUGGGAGCCUCCGCAUCGGGAGACGAAGUUGAGGUACCCGCCGGGGAUGGUGACCCUUCCGCCCUCUCCAGUUCCGCCACUCCGUCCCUCCGCCGCAAGCGCUUCAAGAUGCGACGCAUGAAGAACGUGCAGAGCGAGAGCAGUGUGACCCCGGCUGUGUCUGUGGCGGCUGCCACGAGAUCAGAGGUCAUGAGUAAGGGCCAUGGGUCACGCUCCUUCUCAGGGGCCAUGGAGUACCUUCAGCUGCCGUCCAUCGAGAUAACGCCAAUCAGCGACGAGGACGCGGCAGCCACCUGGUCCAACUGCUCCACACCCAGCGCUUCGCCGCGACGCAAACGCUUCCUGCUACGGCGUUGGCUGAACGUGCGAGAGAGGAAGGAGCACAGCAGUGAGAGCAGCAGAGAGAGCAGCAUACAUAGCAGCCAUGAGGAUGACGCUGCUCACUUCUUGACCCCUCAUCGCCGGGAGGAGAGCACUGCCAGCAAUUCGAACCGGAGCACGCCUGCUUGCUCGCCCAUCCUGCGCCAUCGCUCUCGCUCGCCCACACCCCAGCAGAGCUUGGAGCACAGUGGUGAGAACAUGGUGGAGAAGGGCCACUUGGACCCCGCCUCUGACAAGGACAAGUCCCCCUCCACCCCAGAGCAGGUGGUGCAGCGCACCUACAGCCAGUCGGUACACACCGCCACACGCAGCAGUGGAGGCAAGAACUCCAAGAAAAGCCAGAGCUGGUACAAUGUAUUGAGUCCUACGUAUAAGCAACGCAAUGAGGACUUCAGAAAACUCUUCAAGCAGCUACCCGACUCAGAACGCCUCAUCGUGGACUACUCCUGUGCCCUGCAAAGAGAUAUCCUGCUGCAGGGGCGCCUCUACGUCUCAGAAAACUGGAUUUGUUUCUAUAGCAACAUCUUCCGCUGGGAAACGCUGCUGACAGUCCGGCUGAAGGAUAUCUGCAGCAUGACAAAGGAGAAGACGGCCCGCCUCAUUCCCAACGCCAUCCAGCUGUGCACUGACAAUGACAAGCACUUUUUCACCUCGUUCGGCGCAAGGGAUCGGACAUACAUGAUGAUGUUCAGACUAUGGCAGAAUGCUCUGCUAGAAAAGCCUUUGUGUCCCAAAGAGUUGUGGCACUUUGUCCAUCAGUGUUAUGGCAAUGAGCUGGGUCUGACCAGCGACGAUGAGGACUACGUGCCGCCAGACGAUGACUUCAACACCAUGGGGUAUUGCGAGGAGCUGCCCGUGGAGGAGAACGACACCAAUGACGCCACCACGCUCGCCAAGAUGCCAGACGUCAAGGGCGACACCAGCCCCCUGUUGUCCCGCAGAGUCUUCCCCGACAACGUCCUGCCCUGCCCGGGCAUCAUCGACCCUCUCCUUCCCUUUGAUUUGGCCGCCGUGGACGAUUUCCCCCUGUGUCUUCCUGAUGGCGAACUCCUGACCCUCCAGUUGCCGGGGUUGGACAACCGGAGCAGUGGUCACAGCAGUCCCGCCCCCUCGCCCUCGCUGGACUUCAACGACAAUGAGGACCUCCCUACUGAGCUCAGCGACUCCUCUGAGACGCACGACGAAGCAGGGGAGGUGCAGGCCUUUCAUGAAGACCUGAACGGGAAGCAGUACAUGAACGAGGUGUACGAGUUCAGCGUUGACAAGAUGUACGACAUCCUCUUCACCGAGUCCACCUUUAUGAGGGACUUCCUAGAGCAGAGACGCUUUUCAGACAUAGUCUAUCACCCUUGGAAGAAAGAGAAAGACGAGGCAGGCAACCAGACCAGAGAGAUCAUGUACACCGUCUCCCUCACCAACCCCUUGGCCCCCAAGACCGCCACCGUCACUGAGACUCAGACGCUGUACAAGGCCAGCCAGGAGAGCGAGUGCUACAUCAUAGAUGCCGAGGUGAUAGCACACGACGUCCCCUACCAUGACUACUUCUACACUCUAAACCGCUACGUGCUCACCAGGGUGGCCAGGAAGAAGUGUCGGCUAAGGGUAUCCACAGAGUUGCGCUACAAGAAACAGCCGUGGGGGCUGGUCAAGGGCUUCAUCGAGAGGAACUUCUGGAGCGGCCUGGACGAGUACUUCAGACACUUAGAGCUGGAGCUGAGUAAAGUGGAGGUGGUCCUGGUUGAGCCCCACAGACAGUCCCCCAAGGCCAGGGCUCUACGGGCAGGGGCGUUGAGGCGGCGGAAGCGGCCCUUGGUCCACCUGCGGCCCCCCCACAUGGACGAGGCCCUCAGCCCCGUCACCACCCCCGAGGACGAGGAGGAGGUCACCUACCACCAUCGCAUCAAACAAGUGGCAGUCGCCUGUCUUCCUGCAGGUUCCACUCAGACCAGACACAUCCCGGACCAUGUCCCAGGGGGCCUAGCGCUCUACAGCGUCUCCAAGCUACUCCUCAUCAUCAGCUUUGUUCUAGUAUUGCUGGUGUUUCUGAACAUGAUGCUGUUCUAUAAGCUGUGGAUGCUGGAGUACACCACACAGAGUCUCACCUCAUGGCAUGGCAUACAACCACAAGAAAGUAAACUGCCCCAGACCCAGCUGGAGUGGGCCCAGCUCCUGGAGUCGCAGCAGCGCUACCAUGACGACGAGCUGCAGAAGUGGAAGGAGAUCAUCAAGUCGUCUGUGAUGUUGCUGGAUGAGAUGAAGGACUCGUUACUAAACCUGCAGAAGGGAAUGGGUUUAAAGGACUUUAACUCGGAAUCGGAGGAAAAGGGGAGUCGAUAUCACUGAGAAACAAUCCACAAGGCCACCAGCCGGGACAUUAUGUGCAAUAUCUAACCAACCAUUCAUGGGAACUCUUGGGCAAAGAACAGAAGGAUGUUCUAUUGCAAGGUGGACAGGACCACUCACCCACUGCCCAACUUCUGGCAUGAAGUGACCGAAUCACCAUCAGGGCCUCUGUGGGAUGGCAGCCAUCGUUGCAUCAUGUGAAAAGACAGCAGUGAUGGUCCUUGUUAUCCCGGGAUCCUUGGGACGUCCCUACCCCAUUGAAGUUUAAGUUUGAAAUUGUUUAAGGUAAGGGUUAAGGUUAGGUGAAGUUUAUUGCGACGGUUAGCGUUAGGGGUUAAUGUUAGGGAUUAGGGUGGGAACGUCCCAAGGAUCCCGGAUAGCACUAACUGUGCCGUGACUCACCUUGGCCUGAACUCUGAACUUUUUAUCACCUUGUUUUCCGAGAAUGUCGUACUGUAACGUUUUUAGUUUUUGGGGGCCACGUACGGACAUAGAAGGGAUGGCGUGGGGGGCUGGUGAAAGCAUGCAGUUUCUUGUCUCCGUCUGAAGAAAAAAUAAAUGCUUUCCUGGUGGAGAUGUGUAUUGAAACCUCUGCGUACUCUGUCUCAGAGUAAGGGGUUAGUCCAUAGCCUUUUUAGGAACUCUUAGGCAAAGUUGUGGAGCUGCAGUAUCCUUUUUUUUUAACAGACCUUUGGACUCUGGGAACAGGUUACGACCGUACCAGAAACAUAAUCAGCAUGCAGUGUUUCAAUAAAAUCCAUAAUUUCUAGGAUAGAACCACAAAGAAUCAAAGUAUAUUAUAAAUGAAAAUAUAAUUACGUAUUUAUUUUUUUGUAGAAUUCAAUUGCAGUCAGGGCACACUUUUACCAGGCUUCCGUGGUGUAUCGGGGCAGGUUUCCCUGAGAGCUUGUGCCAUGGCUUUGUGUUUCUAUGUUUAUGUGUUUGUCGUUUUCUAAGGCAUGUUCUCUACUGUGUGUAGAGUAGCCCUACCCCUUUUGAUUUGAUUUGUGGACCGGGGAGCUAGCUAUAGCUGUUAGCAGCAGUGAGAAUGUAUUGGUUAACUGGUUGUUACCAUAUAUGGAUGAGAAAGCAGUCUGCUUUUGCAGAGGUACACAGUAUGUUCUGAUGAUGCAACCCUCUUCCAUAAACAGGGCAUUCUUUGCCCUAGCCAACGCCAAACGUUAUCUCAACGUUGUGCUUAGGUUUUAUCCAAACAUGUCUCCAACCUUAUCCUUCAGGAUGAUUUGUUUUAGGUUAUGGAUACACCUAUUCAAUGUUGCCAAGAUUUAUGUGUUAACUUUUAUGCUAACAUGUAUGUUUUUUCAAUUUGGGCAGUAUUCUUGUCAUCUUUUAUUUGGCCACUUUGUGUUGUAUCAAUUCAUCUGUGGCUGUCCUGUCCUUGGCUUGAAUAGAAUGUACUCAGAGUGUACUGUAUAGGCCUUGGUAUGUUCCCUAAGUGAUUUUACACAUGCAAUGGAGCUUGAAUGUGUCUCUACCUGCGCUACAUAGAUCAUUCAUGUUUUCCCCCCAGUAUUUGUUACCAGCCUAAAUAAUGUCAGACAGACAGAGAGCAUAAGGAUCAGUGUUAUGAUAAUGUGGAUGUUAUACUCUGUCACUCUAUGAACUUUAAAGUGUUCAGCUUUUAACCAGAGAGGGAGUAGACAGUAUUUUAGGGAGGGUAUUUUUUUCGUAGAGAUGUUUACAAAGGGAUACUGCAGCCGAACUGAAGAACGGCGAUUACAACGAUGUAUUUGAUGAUUAAAACUGUGAAAUUCCUCAUUGAAAAAUAUGCUUGAAGCUGGAAAAAAAGAAUAGUGUAUAUUGUACAGUUCAGAUAUUUAUUGAUUUAUUUAUGUACAGUGUAUAUGAAAAAUGUAAAACAAACGUUUGGGGAAAUUAUCAGUAUUCACCCUUUGCAGACCUGUAUUCAAAUACCAUUCAAAAUCAUUACAAAUAUUUCAGCUUUGCUUGUUUGAGCUUGCCUGGCUUUAUGGACCAAUGGAAAAGUCCUAAAACUGCAAACCCCAACCAUUUGGUAUUCUAGGCAGGCUAAUGCAAACACUCAAAGUAUUUGAAAAAUUUCAAAAUGUAUUUGAACUCGGGUCUGACCUUCUGUAGUCCUUUGUGUCGUCCCAAAAAUGUCUGCCAUGGGCUAUAUUCUGGCAUAUUGGAUGUGUCAAGUUGAUGCGAUCAACCAUUCCCACUUUGUUUGUGUCUGUCGAUUUUGUCUAAUGAUUUCUACUGUGGCCGAAACUGUCUGUUUAGUAUCUCCCCCAUCUGUCUAUGGAAGCAUAUAGCUAUCAAAAUAAAUUUUAUUUUCAAAAUGAAUUUUGACAGCUAUAUACGUCCAUAUUUGCCUGCCACCCAUGUAUUUAUCAUUGACUCUCUAGGAUUCUUAUGAUGACUUUGGAAACAAACAAAGCCUUGUUCAAAAGUUGAUUCAGCCACUAACUGGUGUGUUUGAGGGAUUGGGAUGCAGGCAUACAGUUCACGGUGUGCAGAAAUAACAUUUGAGCCAAAAGAAUGUCAGAAUUGAACAAUGUUAUGCAUUGGGAUACAAUGCUUUAGACAUGAGUUGUAUUCAGUAGGAAGCAAACGAGCCAAAACAGGGAGAGACCUACCUGAAUUUGUCAAAUAAGAAACUCAUUUUUGUUUUCAGUUGCAAAACAUUUUGCUGUGGUGUGCACUAAUGAAUAGGACCCUGGACUCAUUAGCAUUGCACAGAGAGGGGAUGGGUACAACUCACGUACAUUCCAAAAAGAGGAGGGUUUCAUCUGAAAGAAGAAAAAAAACAAUAUGGAUUGAUACAGUCGGUAGCAUUUCAUACACAUUUUUGAUUGCAAGUAAUUUACGUUAUUGCAGAAUGAUUAUACCAGACUCCCUUGCGCUAUGACAUGGUUUAAUGUUACUAAAAUGGCCAUUUGACCUAGUUCAUGUCAAAUUGCCCAAUUUGAACAAUGACAACGUGACAAUUCAGGGCAGAUUUAUUCUUGAGAGAAAGGGCCCAUGAUGAGAUUACAAUGACCUGUACUGUACUUUACAUUGUUUGCCUGUAUCUCACCAUGGCAAUCAUUUCUGUUGACAUUGUGGCCCUUAGAAGAGGAGUAGAAAGCGGUCAACCAAUGUGGGACGAUGUGCAACUAAAAGAGUAUUUGGGAGGAAUAGCAAGGUAUUCUGAGGUAAUAGUAAUCUCUUCCAAAUGACUUGGUAACCCUUAAAGAAAACACUAUUAAUCUUAUGCAAUACAUAUAUUUAAUGAAUUGACUAACAUUUUGACAGCAAGCUGCCUUCGUUAGGGUUUCUGAAAAACUUAAGAGACCCUUGUGGACCCCUGGAUAGUGAAUGCAUGCUUGCUUCCUGUCCCAUUUGAUUUCAUUCACAAUCUGAUGUGUUCUAUGCAUGGGUGCUUUAUAUUGCAGGAAUGCCUCAAAUGGCCCAGAAAAAUGUACUCUGUUCAAACUACAUGAAUCUAAUAUAUUGGUAGUUGAAAGCUUGAAGAGUGUUUUUCAAUAGAAUGGUCAGCAAGCAUGUUUGAGUGUCUGAGAAAACAAACAAAAUAUAUUGCACCCAAAGAGUAGUGUUCUUCAAAAACCUGAAACUGAAAGCUUUACUCAUUUGAAUGCUCACAAAGUCACAGACCUGUUCAUGGUUGCCUAAUUGUAGAACAUUCUAAAUCAAUUCUUAACAAUUUGCAGAAUAUAGAGAAUGUGUUAUACUGAGUAUGAAACAUAAAUAGCUAAUUGAAAGGAUGUAUUUUAGAGCUUGUGUUUGUGGUUGUUUCCUGACGACUCAAACUGAAUUAUUGCACUGCUCUGUGUUCGCUACAUGCUUCAGUCUGAGACUUCCAUCGUUGAAGUCGUUUGUGGUUACGUCAAAAUGAGGGGUGUUGUACCAAACAGUAAUCAGCGAUCGGAUCAUGUCUAACCAAUCAGAUUAUUUUCAAAACGCUGCUUUACCCUUGUGUGUUCUGGCUCUGGCCCAACCUGUCCGUUUCUGGGACCAAUCAGAACAUUUAGAAUGUGUUUGCAUUCUAGAAAUCGUCAGGGAGAUAUUCAGAUCCAGACUCAUUGCGGGGAUGAAACUAUCGUCCGUAGGAGUGGCGUAACGUUUGGCCGGAGCAAGGUGUUUGUGUAGCCAGGCAAAGAAGCCUGACCUCCAAUUCUUUCAAACGCUUCACUUCAUUACACACAAACACCUCAGACAGGUGCAAUUUCUUCAGAACUUUUUCCAUCUCAAACACUGUGCUAUUAUAUCCUCUGUAUCAAUACCAGAUGGUUUUUUUAAUACUUUCUGAUCUCCGAUAUAUGACUAAAAUAUUCUGCUGAGGGGAGGACGGCUCAUAAUUAUUGCUGGAACGGAGCAAAUGGAAUGGCAUCAAACACAUGGAAACCAUGUAUGAUACCAUUCCAUCGAUUUCGCUCCAGCCAUUACCGCGAGCCUGUCCUCUCUAAGGUCCCACCAACCUGUGUUAGAAAUACAAUAUAUUAUCUGUAUAUGUUGUGUAUAGUUUGUGUACACAGACUAGUGAAACCCUUCUGCGCUGGCCGUGGUUUUGGGAAAAACUUUGAAAGAAAAAAAGAUUCUAUCGGUUUGUGGAGGAGAGAUGGAGGGAAUGAAAUAAAGUAAUAAAAAUAUGUAUUUUCUGUCUGACUCAUCCCAGCAGCUGUCUGUUUCUGUCCAUACCAAUGAACUGUGAUAUUUUUUCAAUGGGGGAUUCUUCAGUACCCGCUUGAGCAAUGUUCACAUUGCUUCCAAUUGUGUCAGUGCUAUAUUUGGUCAUUCAUUCAAUUAAUUUAUUGUCACUAUUUUCAUUCAUGUCAUUUAAUCUAAUAAUGAUGCUGCCAUGUUACUAAGACAUUUGUAAAUGAGACAUGCAUUUUAUAGCCCUAUUAAAUAAGUGAGAGGAGGCAUUUUGAAUGUCAGCUGUUAAUCAUUGUU